GAGAUAUUCAAUUGUCUAGGCAUUUAUUGUCAGACUUCACAAAAAAUUGGUGAACUAAAUUUAGUAACGAACAUAAUAUUACAAAAUUCGAAUUUAAAAUGAAUAUUUUAAUAAAAUGGGUUUUGACUUAGAGCGCAUUUGUUGUAAUCCACCAUCUAGUUCAUCUAGUACAGAUAAUAUUUUUUGCAACGAAAACUACAACAAAUGCAGUCCAUGCUGUUGUUAUGGCUGCUGUAGGAAAUCCUUUUUGAAUGACCAUACCUAUUCAAUACUUAAGCGGGUUUGCCAUAAGAUAAUCAAAAGUUACAAUCGGCAGCAAUGCCGUGAGAAGUAUACAAUAUUCAACGGAGGUAACAGCAUAAAUAGCCGAUGGUCAGAGAGGCAAAAAGGUGAAGAACUCGACUGCUCAAACAAUAUAUACAAAAGAAAAGAUCAAGGGGAGAGAGAGGUCGGAGAAAAAAUUAAAAAGGCAAAAGAUCGUGGCGAAAAUGAAAAAGAUGAUUAUACAAAGGUGGGAAAAGGACGUGGAGAUACACGCGACAAAAAAGAUGCCGAUGAAAGCGAUUCCUUAAAAAAAUUAAAAAAGCGAGGGAAUGGUCGAAAAGAGGCCAAAGCUGUCGAUAAUACGCUCGGUAUGAAAGAGGCUAAUCUAGGCGCGUCUUUGAAAAAAUCAAAGCACGGUAAGAAAGAUGCGGAUCCGGGCACAGGUGAAAGAGAUGAUAAAAGAGGACGCGAAAAGAAAAUUGGUAGUGAUUUAAAAAAUGUAAGGCCAUCAAAUAGCAAUCCCGAAAAAGAAAAUGGUAAAAACGGCAAAGAAAAAAAAGGAAAGCAAACACCAGUAAAAGAAACUGACUUAAACGCAAAACCUGAAAUAGAGAAAAAAGGCAAAAAUAUAAAUCUUUCUAAAAAUGAGAAUACAAAUAUAGAUGCGAAGGCUCCCGGUGGCGGAAGUUCAAUUGAAAAAAAACAUAGAAAAUCUCAUAGAGACACCUCCGAUGUACAUGAAAAAGACAGACGGGAGCCUGACAAUGACCAAAAAUAUAAAUUGAGUCGAAAGGGUGAUAGAAGCAUAGGCGAAAAUGAAUAUAUCCGUAGCUCAAGAAGAUCGGGUCAAAAUAAAAGAAAUCGAACAUUAGGUCGUUCAAUAUCUAGAGAAAAUAGUAGAUCAAGGUUACGGAAAGGUAUCAAAGGAUCGAAAUUCAUACAGGACAACAGGAGAUCGAGCAAAAAUGAUUUUUACUCUCGGAGACCCAGUCGCGGUGAUGAAGUUCGGGCCUGUGAUAUCCUUCGUGUUCACUUGGAGAAACGCGACCUUUCAAGAUGCAUUCCAAAUAAAUGCCAAGUUUGUCGAGUGUGUAUUCAUAGUUGUAUGCCGUGCCCACGAGCUGUCUGUUGAACACAAGAUGACAAAUGGUUAUAACUAUUCUUUGCGUCUAGCUGCUGCAAUAACAUUUGGCAGUAUUCUACGGACUCACCUGGAAAAAACUUUUUAUAAUGCUCUCUAACAGAACAACUCGAACGGGCAUCAAGUUAAGAACACGAAAGUCGAGAUACUUGAAUCGAUAAUAACGAAUAAGUGAUUCUUACUGAUACAUUUUAAUCAUAUUUGAAAACUAAAUAUUUAAAAUGGUUUACGAAAGUGGAUUUACAACUCGUAGAACUUACAGCUCCAGACCGGUGACUACGUCGUAUGCCGUAACGAAAACAAACAGACCACCAAUUGACUGGGAGAAAGUUCCUUUCGUGCCAAGGCCUUCACUCAUCUCUGAUCCGGUGACUGCUUUUGGAGUGCGUCGAUCGGACUAUGAGCAGCGCAAGCGAUCUAUACUCGAUCCAAUAAAUCGGGCUGCAAUAAAACCAACAUAUAAGAUUGCCUAUCAGCCUAUUGAACCAUACGUGUCAACGCGUGACAAAAAUCGCUCGCGUAUUCUAAGCAUGGUGCGUCAGCACAUCGAUACUGUGGAAGCUGGUGGCAAUACAGCAGCACGCACCUCACGCGACUCUCUCGAUAGUCAACUUCCGCGCUUACAUCGCGAAGCUUCAGAAAGUCUGCCGGUGCGUCGAGAAACCUAUCGCAAUGAAAGGUCGGGAGCAAUGGUCACAAAGUACUCUUACUAACUAAUAAAAGAAAAAUAAUUUGCAACGAAACCAAAUAUUUAAAACCGAAAGAAAAAUUAACGAAUUGACUGUAAAGUCUUUGAUAUUACAAUUAGAAUACACGAUGUACAUGGCCAUAUACAGACAUUCAAUUGUAUACAACAAAUUUACAUACAUAAAAGAGCUGACAUUCUGUUCGUUUUUUAUCUAAUAUUGCCUUUAAUAUUUCAUAUGUGCUACAUGAGAUUGUAUAUUU
This is a messenger RNA of Drosophila montana, 2353 nucleotides long. Its product is annotated as protein anoxia up-regulated. The coding region runs from base 1627 to 2118 and encodes 163 amino acids. NCBI's taxonomy places the organism in Eukaryota, Metazoa, Arthropoda, Insecta, Diptera, Drosophilidae. The transcript is spliced from 6 exons. The record is from RefSeq and is a predicted model, not a curated record.